Messenger RNA from Quercus robur (English oak), 1057 nucleotides. Its product is annotated as allene oxide cyclase, chloroplastic-like. The coding region runs from base 98 to 865 and encodes 255 amino acids. Gene Ontology annotation, molecular function: allene-oxide cyclase activity. NCBI's taxonomy places the organism in Eukaryota, Viridiplantae, Streptophyta, Magnoliopsida, Fagales, Fagaceae. The record is from RefSeq and is a predicted model, not a curated record. Gene Ontology annotation, biological process: jasmonic acid biosynthetic process. The transcript is spliced from 3 exons.
CUCUGUACUACCCUUCUUCACCAAUUUAUUAAUUCUCUCACUUUCUUACACACCAACCAAAGGCAAAACUCUCAAAGUCUCUGUCUCUCUCUAAUCAAUGGCUUGCUCAAGCUCUGCUUUGAAGACCAUCUCUCCCCCGAUCAAGCUAGCCAACCCAAGAUCACACCCCUCCUCUUCACUCACUAAUAACACACUCCUAUCAUUCAAGCUCUCAAACACACCUGUCACCCAAACCCUUAAAUUCCAGUCAAUCUCACUCCAAACCCCCAGCUUUUCACUACCCAAAAGAUCAUUCACUUGCAAAAGCCAGGCCAACCCAUCAGACUCCACAAGACCCACCAACGUUCAGGAAUUGCACGUGUAUGAGAUCAACGAGCGAGAUCGUGGAAGCCCUGCCUACCUCAGGUUGAGCCAGAAAUCUGUCAAUUCUCUUGGAGAUCUCGUUCCUUUCAGCAACAAAUUGUAUACCGGAGACUUGGAGAAACGGUUGGGGAUCACAGCAGGAAUAUGCAUUUUGAUCGAGAACAAACCGGAAAAGAAAGGUGACCGGUACGAGGCUGUAUACAGCUUUUACUUCGGAGACUACGGUCACAUAUCGGUGCAGGGAGCGUAUCUGACAUACGAUGAGGACACGUACUUGUCGGUGACUGGUGGGUCUGGAAUCUUUGAGGGUGUAUAUGGGCAGGUGAAGCUGCACCAGAUCGUGUUCCCCUUCAAGAUCUUCUACACGUUUUACUUGAAGGGCAUCAAGGACUUGCCAAAGGAUCUUCUUUGCAAGCCUGUGGAGCCCACUCCUUAUGUGGAGCCCACCCCAGCUGCAAAGGCUUGUGAGCCCCACGCCACCAUUCCUAAUUUCACUAACUAAUAAAUGGAUGGUGAAUUGUGAUGUAAUAAUGGGUUUUGCCAAAUUGUCUUUUGGAAGUGAAAGUUUUUUUUUUUUUUUUUUUUUUUUUUUUUUAUGUGGAGGGUUAAUGUGGGAAAGCAGAAUAAUAACUUAUUAUUAUUAUGAGUACUUUUUUUUAAUAGGAAUGUGAAUUUAGCUUAAUCACAACCAUGU